Messenger RNA from Sclerotinia trifoliorum, 1124 nucleotides. The record is from the annotation of a GenBank genome assembly. NCBI's taxonomy places the organism in Eukaryota, Fungi, Ascomycota, Leotiomycetes, Helotiales, Sclerotiniaceae.
AUACAAGAAACGGGUAACCGUUAAUACCUAGUUCUGGUAGACAAACACAUACACACCUUGGUAGAGAGACCUAUAACUACCCAGUUGUCAUUUUCAAAUCUUACCAUGCGAUCGGCUCCAGAAGGUGUGCCAUCAAAAGUUGCUUUUGUUACAGUUGGCGCGACUGCGACUUUCAAAGAGCUCAUUGAAGAAGUGUUCGCAUUACAUACUCUACAGGCACUAGCUAAGGAAGGGUAUACGAAACUUAGAGUACAAGCUGGGCCGGAUGCCGAUUAUUGGAAAAACAACAUACCGAAAGAGAAAGGACCCGGACUUGAGAUCGAAGUAUUCGAUUUCGAUCAUAAUGGGCUAGGGCAUGAGAUGCGUCAAUGUAAGAAAGGGGGAUUUUAUGGCACAGGAGAGAGUCUAGAAGGUGUAGUAAUAUCGCACGCUGGUUAGUGGGCAUUCAAAUAAGCAAAUCAUAUUUGAACAUGUGAUUAAUGUUGGGACGAUAUAGGCUCAGGAACAAUCCUUGAUGCACUUCGAAUUGGUGUACCACUCAUUGUCGUGCCCAACACUUCACUCCUCGAUAAUCACCAAGCUGAGUUGGCAGAUGAACUGGAGAGACAAGGCUAUGUCAUCAAAGCAUUGGGACCUCGGUAGGUGGACUUAAAUUUCAUGUUGUAUCACACCAACAAAUUAACUCGAGUCAAUGUAGGGAUUUGAAAGAAGCCAUUUACAAAGUUGAGAGGAAGAAAGAUGGCCGUUUAGCCGAAAAUGAAAGCUGGCAAGAACGUAAAAACUGGAGAGGACAUGGAAACCCUAGUGUUGCACCAGUUCUUGACGAAGCUGCCAAUUACGAGGAGGAAAUUAGGGGCUCAUUGGAUUAGGUGUGUGGGUAAAGUUCUGGGUAAUGUUCCAACGAAUUUAUGAAGACGGAGUUAUGGGAGAGGUGUUCUCUCAUUUUGGUCAUUGGGAGUUGGUAUUGGAUUGCAGAGAUACCCCCAGGUUUAUGUAAUAGUUCCGUGGAUUUCAAUUCCUUUCCACACCUACACGUCGGAUGAUAUCAGAAAAGGCAACCCGAAAUAUCAGAUUUCUAGAGAUCGAAAAACGCUUGGCAAUCUGGAUUGAUCUUGCAUCGAAUC